UCAUUCCUUUCGGCCAAGGAACUUCGCAGUAGAGCGGAAAUGUUGCCCAGCGGUCCGCGCUGGAUGUCUCAAAUCAUACCUACAAAAUUUCCUACAAAAUUGCCCGUUGUGCUACUCGCAAUGGAGUCUCUACAGUGCAAUCCCCUGGAUUGUAUUUCAAGCCUUCUCAACCAUCCUGCCUUUCAUGAUCAGCUGGACUUUACGCCUUGCAGGGUGUAUACCACUGCACAGAGGUUGUGUCGCGUGUUCUCGGAAUGGGCGACAGGUGAUGACGUGUGGAAUAUGCAGUCAGCCCUACCAAAAGGUGCAACACUCCUUGGGACCAUCUUAUCAUCUGACAAGACGAAUGUAUCGACCAUGACGGGCGACAGAGUUGCACAUCCCCUUCUCGUUAGCCUUGCUAACAUACGCAUGUCUACCCGACUCAAAUCGUCUUCGAAUGCCUUUGUCCUUACUGCUCUACUCCCCGUCCCAAAAUUCAUCUACAAGAAGAAACGCAUGCGAGGUGUACUUGAGGAUCGCCUCAUUCACGAAUGCUUGGAUAUAGUUCUACGUCCACUCAAGGUAGCCACCCGCGAAGGGGUCAUGCUGUCAGAUCCUAUCGGACACAGUCGCUACUGUUUCACACCGCUCGCAAGCUAUAUUGUCGACACCCCGGAGGCCAUGAUGCUGGCUGCCGUUGGCGGGAAAACCUCUCCGGUUACUAUGGCCAUGUAUAAACAGUUUGGAGAUUCUUUCCGUCACGAACCUCGCACACGAGCAACUACACUCUCCCAGCUGGCUACUGCACGGAGUAAAACCCCUCGGUUAUUAAGACACCGUGAGGCCCAGAAGUUUCGUCUGAAUGGCGUCAACACACCAUUCUGGCUAGAUUGGCCCCUCAGUGAUCCAUCACACUUUCUUACUCCCGAGUUUCUUCACCUCAUCCAUCGCGAGUUCUACGACCACGAUGUAAAGUGGCUCAUUUGCGCAGUCGGUGACACAGAGAUCGAUUUUCGGUUCUCUGUGUUGCAGGUCAUCACUGGGUUCCGUCAUUUUCAUGGCGGG
Suillus subalutaceus is the source of this 1047-nucleotide messenger RNA. RefSeq lists its product as uncharacterized. The record is from RefSeq and is a predicted model, not a curated record. The annotation marks the transcript as partial. NCBI's taxonomy places the organism in Eukaryota, Fungi, Basidiomycota, Agaricomycetes, Boletales, Suillaceae. The transcript is spliced from 4 exons.